Molecule: messenger RNA, 1511 nt
Organism: Mya arenaria
Lineage: Eukaryota; Metazoa; Mollusca; Bivalvia; Myida; Myidae
Product: collagen alpha-1(XIV) chain-like
Exons: 8
Coding region: 14-1120 (368 amino acids)
Source: RefSeq, a predicted model, not a curated record
AGAGUUGAUAACAAUGGAGGUUAUAGGAUUUGUAAGUCUGUGCUUGCUGGUGGGUGUGUCCAGAGGUCAGAUAGACCGACCAACGAGCGCUUGCCAGGAUCUGGACUCCAGCGCAUGCGCACUGUUCGCCCAGGCGAAGCCAGACAUCUGCUCGGAUUCAGCCUUCGCGCAAAGCAGCUGUGUCCGGUUUUGUGGAAACUGUCCGUUGGAGUGUUACAACUGCCCGACGCCUGUCCUGAACCCAAAUGAUUGUAACACCACCACAACGUGUGCCGUCGGCCAGACAUGCAUGAUGAAACACUUGACCGCGCUGGACGGACACAACGAGUACAUCAUGUCAUGUGAGGCCAAGGCGACUUGUGAAGGUCUUACGUUCGGAUUUGGCGGAAUCGUUGGCCGGCGGGCUGCCAUGUUUGACGAGGAGGAUGAGAGUGACAUUGAGGAGCAUGCACAUUCGCGACGUGACGUCGCCCUCUCGUGCUGUGACGUAGACUACUGCAACUUCCCAGUGCUCACCACCACAACAACAAUGCCACCGACUUCGUCUGGACCCUUUCCAAAUGGUUGUAAUCGGGACAUCGUGUUCGUAUUGGACGACUCCGGAAGCGUGGGACGAACCAACUUCGGGCAUGCGCUUGACUUUGUUCGCGAGAUCGUCCAGCAGAUUCAGAUCGGUCCAAACAAUGCGAUGACAGGACUCAUGACCUACAGCACACGACCGCACGUGUCCUGGAAUUUAAACACCCUGUCAACAUAUUCCCAAAUAAACACCGCACUAAAAAACGUUCCGUACCAAGGCGGGAUCACCAACACGAACGAUGCACUGGAAACGGUGCGCACACAGAUGCUGACGUCACAAAACGGGGACAGACCGAACGCCGAGAACGUUGUGAUAGUUCUUUCGGACGGGCGUUCCAAUGAUAAGAUCGACACGAUUCGAGAGGCCACUCGGCUACACGCAGUUAGCAAAGACGUCAUUAGCAUCGUCAUCGGCUCAGGAUUUGACGCACAAGAGCUACAGGCCAUCGCCACGGAUAGACACCACGUGUUUGACGUGCACACCUACAGCUCGCUCAACACAAUCAUCGCCCAACUCAUGCAGGUUAUCUGCAAUCAGUAAACCCUCAAACGGCGGUUAUUGGCACCAAGGGGGAAAUGCGUUGAAAAGUGUUUACCUGGAGCCGAAUUCAUAAAGCAUCUCAGUGAAAAAUUUCAACUUAAGGAAGUGCUCUUGUUUUUUUUUUCAAGAAAUUAACUUUACACCAACAUAUGAAUAUAAGCAAGAAAUUGCCCCCCCCCCCAAAAAAAAAAAAUAAAUAAAAAUAAAUAAUAAUAAUAAUAAUAAUAUAAACGCAUUUGAAUAAAUUUGAUAAAAAUUAAGAGUAUUAAAAUAGAGAUUGCAAAAAUUCCAAAAUGUGCAAUAUGAUGUUGGAAUUAUUCACUUAGAGACUUUAUGUUGAUUUUCUUAACUUUUGAUUCCAAACUUAUUUGCAAUUGAUAAAUUAUUUUGA